Messenger RNA from Austrofundulus limnaeus, 4210 nucleotides. It is a transcript of the gene ankfn1a, whose product is annotated as ankyrin repeat and fibronectin type III domain containing 1a. Gene Ontology annotation, biological process: establishment of mitotic spindle orientation; regulation of establishment of bipolar cell polarity. The record is from RefSeq and is a predicted model, not a curated record. Gene Ontology annotation, cellular component: spindle. Gene Ontology annotation, molecular function: protein binding. NCBI's taxonomy places the organism in Eukaryota, Metazoa, Chordata, Actinopteri, Cyprinodontiformes, Rivulidae.
GUCUUCAGAGUCCACCUUCCUCAGUCCGUCCCUGGAGAAGGAGGUGACGUUUCUGUCCACUCCUCUGCUGCCCAUCCUCUCCUCCACCCCUGCCCCCACCCCCGCCUCGGCCUCACCGCCCGACCCGCAACCUCCGGCCGGAGACUCCGCCUCCCACAGCAGCGUCAGCAUCAGGAAGCGGCGGCGGCUUGCCGCCAGUCCUGGAGGACUCCACUGGACCUCUGCAGGUUCGGUUCUGAGAGACUUCUGGUCACCCGAUCCACCUCCCAGAUCGGCAGCAUCAGGAGGCGGAGCCAGGAGGACAUGCGGAGGUGGGAGGAGCCUCCCGUUGAGCGAGACGGACAGAGUGACACCUGCCUGGACCACAGGUGAGCGGGCGGUUCUGAGGAAAACCAUCUCUGCUGAUGAUGAGCUGCUGCGGCCCACCAGCAGAGAGCUGAAGCUCCUGAACCAUCCGGAGAGAAACCGAAAGAAGCUGCGCAGCGUUUACAGCGUGGGAACAACAGGACGAUACGACGGCAGGAAGAAGUCGGACAGUAAGAUCGCCCGCCUGGCCCAGAAGUGGAACCACAGGUCCGUGGGAGAUGUUCUGAUUCGAGACCCGAAGCCCCUGUACCACACGGGACCACCUCGAUCCUCCCUGAGCCUGGACAGACGCUUUCCAGGCAUCAUGACCCAACAGAUGCAGAACCUCCAGUUGUCCCAGACCAGGAAGUGUCCCGGUGGGCCGGCCUCGCCCAGCGCUGCGAAGCGCCUCUACCGGAACCUGUCGGAGAAGCUGCGAGGAAGCACAUCCUCCUUUGAGGACGCCUACUUCUUCGGGAAGACGGACCGCCUCCGCAAAACCUCGUUGUGAGCGUGGAGAGUCGGGAGGCUCACCUGAGCGCCCUGGUGGUGGAGGCGGAGCGUCGGGCGGCCGACUUGGCGGCCCAGGCUCAGAGGGACGGCCUCUCUCUGGAAGCCUGCCACAAAGACAAGCAGCUGAGGACGUGGGAGUGGAGGAGCAAGCUGUACAAGCGCAUGAGGACCGGCUUCCAGCACGCACGUGCCCCGGAGGCCCCGACGAUGGUCCGUCUGAGCGUGAGCAGCAGCACCACGCUGACCGUCAGCUUCCAGGAGCCGCAGAGUCUGAACUCCACCGUGGUCACCAAAUACAGAGUGGAGUGGAGCUGCCUAAAGGAUUUCUCUCUGCUCGCCGGUGACAUGGUUCUGGACAAUCUGCAGAACCUGAAGUGCACCAUCAGCAGCCUCACAACGGGUCGGCUCUACUACGUGCGGGUGUCAGCGUACAACAUGAAGGGCUGGGGUCCGCCCGCCUCCUCGCUGCCUCCAUCUGCAGCUCCGUCCAACUGGAGGGAGAGCGACGGCCGGGAUCCCAGGAGGCGGGGCCACAUCGAGGCCAUGGAGCGCCUGCUGCAGCAGGUCCGGGCGACCCACACACACUACUGCUGUGGAGACCCGUCGAAGCUGCAGAACCCCAUCAGGAAGCAGUCUGUCUCCAGAAGCCUCAAACAUCUCUUCAACUCCAACAAGUUCGUGAAAACAUUGAAAAGGGGGAUCUACUUGGCUGCCGUCUUCUACCAUAAGGACAGUUUACUGGUGACGGCCGAGGACCAGAUCCCCAUCGUGGAGGUGGACGACUCCUACAGCAGCUCGCUCAUGCAGGACUUCCUGUGGUUCACAAAGCUGUCCUGUAUGUGGGAGGACGUCCGGUGGCUCAGGCAGAGCAUGUCCGUCUCCAUGUCGUCCUCGUCCACGCUGCAGGCUCGACACAAGAUGCUGACCGCCACCGGGCAACUGCAGAACCUCCUGGGAACGCAUAACCUGGGUCGGGUCCACUAUGAGCCCAUCAAAGACCGCCACGGAAACGUCCUGCUGGUGACAAUCCGAGACACGGAGAGCCAGCAUUCGCUGUUCAGCGGGAAGUGGAUCCAGGUGACCAAACUGCAGAGCCAGAGGAAGUCCCUGUCCACGCCCGAGGAGCCGUACGCACUCGACAUCCUCAUCAUCACCAUGCAGGACAUCCUGGCGUACCAGCGCCGCAGCAACCACCGUCUGGUUUCUGGACUCUACCUGGGCUACCUGAAGCUCAGCAGCUCUGUGGACCAGAUCAAAGUCCUGGUCUCCCAGCGGACCCCCAACAUGCUCUGCCACACCCGCAUCCGGGACAACGCCAACGUGUCCAGAGAGGAGUGGGAUUGGAUCCAAACACUGGCAGCUGUAGGGGACAAAGACCACAGUGAGGAGGACAGUGAAGGGGCGGAGAUUCGUGCAGAAAGCCAUGCCCCAUUACUGUACUACGAGCUGCGAACGGCCAUCAAGUCUCUGUUGCAGCACAUCAACAUCCCUCUGCACCAGGCCCGUCACUUUCGUCUCUACAGUCAGGAAGUAGUGGAGCUCGGUCACGGCGUCUCCUUCCUGCUGCUGCUGCCGCCUGCUGAUGAUGUUUGCUCCGCCCCCGGACAGUCCAACCCCUACAGCCCCCUGUCAGGGUUCCUGCACCUGCCGCUGCAGAUGUUCGAGCUCGUUCAUUUCUGCACCUACAAGGAGCGGUUCAUCAGUCUGUACUGCCGUCUCUCCUCCGUCCUGGACCUGGACUCCCUCAUUACUCAGCAGGCGCUGCGGGAGGCCAUCACCGACAGCGAGGUGACCACCGCCAAACAUCGACACCAGCUCAUCCUGGACUACAUCCAGCAGUUGGACGAGGUGCGGCGGGACCUCCGGUGGAUCACGGACGCCCUGCAGUACGCCCGCUACAAGCAGCCCCACGGCGGCGUGCCCAUCACCUGCCUGGUGGACGCCAACGCUCCGGAGAGCGGCUCGGGUCAGCAGAAGACCGACUCCACCUCCUCCAACAUGGACUACCUGCCCACGCCGUCUCCGUCCCCGGAGCUUCGCCGGAGUAAAGCCAUCAGUGAGUCUCUGCUGGGUUCUGACGAGGACGGGUCCUCCGAGGUGUUCCUGCCCACGGACAGCGACUACGACUCCAGCGACGCCCUGAGUCCCCGAGAACUGGACCUGCUCUACUCUCCGGCCCCGGACUUCUCCCAUCAGGCCGUGCACUCGCUGGGUGGCAGCGCCCCCGAUGUCCUGCAGGUCAACGAGCUCAGGUACAGUGUCUGCACACCUGCAGACCCCCUUACACCUGUAAAGGACCCUCUCCUACCCUCCUCCCCCUCCACGGACCUCCUCCUUCCGUCCACCCACCCGCCUGCCCCCCCACCUCGCUCCAGGACCCUCCCCACGUCCCCGUCCCUGCCCCUGUCUCCCAGGUUCUACAAAGACCUCCCCCUGUCCCUCCCCCUCUCCCCAGGUCUGUCUGACACCACUAGGACUCUGGAGGGUCUCUCCCUGUCCAAGGAGGGCCCCGCCCCUUUCAGGGCCCUCGCCAACCCCCCUGCCAAGAGAAAACUGCUGUCCAGGAGCCACCGGGGCCAGUACUUCAGCGGGCCCCAGCGCUGGUUGCGGGGCCACAGCGGGGACAGUCUCACCGGGUCCUUGUCUGAGGGGGUUUACACCAAGCAGCUGGACCCCGACCUGACCCCGCCCUCUCCACAGGGCCACACCUUCAUUAGCCACGCCUCCUGUGUCCUGGAGAAUCGCAAGUCCCGGCACCGGGACCCGCGGCCCCACGUUCGCAGGAUCUUCGUGGAGCCCUGCAGGGACCCUUCCCCAGACCACCACGGGGGGCGACGGGAGGGCAUCUCGGCCGCAGGGGUGUCUGUGGUCGUGGCGGAGGUGGAGUCUGGAGGGGAGGAGCCAGAGGGAGCCGCCGCCCAGGAAGUGGACUCAGACGAGCAAAGCAACGCGCAGGUGUCGGAAAUCCUCAGCAGCACUUUGUAGGAGGAGCCUAGAAAAACCAGGAAGUCUUUAAAUCCGACAGAAAACACCUGAAAGGAUGUUAAAGCCACUAAAAACAUGACCUGGUCAGACCAGAACCCAGUUCCCCGAGUGGAGAUCCAAACAGGAGGUUCUGGUCUUCAGCAAAGUCUGGUUCAACCACUGCAAACAUUGAAUUUAAUGGAUUUAAUUAUUAAAAAAUUAACCUGUAGAAAAUGCAGAAAGGAGUCGAAACACUGGAGCUGAUGAGCUACAGGCUAGUCUGAACGCAGCCCAGACCAAAGAGGGUCCAGGACUGUGGGAUAAAUCUUGUCAGUAGGAACUAAAUUUGACAAAGUUAUUUUAUUGCAGUGAUUAAUUUGACCUAUAU